Molecule: messenger RNA, 1005 nt
Organism: Capra hircus (goat)
Lineage: Eukaryota; Metazoa; Chordata; Mammalia; Artiodactyla; Bovidae
Product: SLAM family member 5
Exons: 8
Coding region: 1-1005 (334 amino acids)
Source: RefSeq, a predicted model, not a curated record
AUGGCAGCUGGAUUCCUCAGAGCAAGCAAGGGAGAGAGUGAAAGAGGGAUCCGAGGAGGUUCUGUGUUGUUUCAUGUUAUCAAGAAGCAAGAAGCUGAACCAGAGGAGGUCUCGUGGGCCUUUGGCCCUGAGUCAAACUACAGUGUCUUGCUGCGAGUCCACCGUGGGGCAGACACUCCAACCUGGGUCAGCCUCCAGGACAGGUACCAGCAGAGGGUCCAUGUGCCCAACAUCUUAUCCCUGAAGAUUGAGAAUCUGACCUGUGAGGACAGUGGACAGUACCGGGCUCGAGUCAGCUUCUCUGGAGGAUUGGAACUUGCCCAGGUUUUCCUCCUCACUGUCUAUGAGCCCGUGCCCUCUCCCCAGAUUCUGAUGGGGUCAACAUCCAUCACACCAGACUGGUGCAAUGUCACCCUGGAGUGCAGAGCCUCUGGGGCCAGAGAAGAUCUGAAUGUGACCUGGGAGAACAAGGGCCUCCCCAAAGAAUGGGAGCAGAGAAGGACAUUAGAACCAGCCUGCAACUCAUACAUCCUGGCUGUGAGCUUGCCUAGAGGCCAGCCCAAUGCCAGCCUCAUCUGUGUGGUCAGCAACCCGGUGGGAUAUAAAACUGCCUCCUUCGACCUUGGGGGAGUCUGCGUCCAUGAGCCCUACAAUGAUGUAGCCAUCCUGCCUUCAGGAAUCGACUCCCUCGGGGUGGCUGUGGCCAACCCUACACUGACUGGUGCAAGAUCACAAGAUGAUGAUGAUGAUAGCGUCCAGUAUGUAGAGCUGAGCCAGCAGGAAUCUCAAGUGAGCUCAAACAAGGUUACCAGAGAACAUCAUCUGAAAGAAAGGGUACCUCUCACUACUAUCUACAGUGAAGUCUGUAAGCCAGUUCAUGCCGUGAAGGUGGAGCAGAAAACUGAGGGACAGAUAGGCUCCAUCUCCUCACGGACUUCUCAGAUUAUUCACAAGAUACCAUCGAGAGGGAUCCCUUCAAACACGUUUCAUUUCAUUACUCCUUAG